Linderina pennispora is the source of this 1637-nucleotide messenger RNA. RefSeq lists its product as uncharacterized. The record is from RefSeq and is a predicted model, not a curated record. NCBI's taxonomy places the organism in Eukaryota, Fungi, Kickxellomycota, Kickxellomycetes, Kickxellales, Kickxellaceae. The coding region runs from base 61 to 1416 and encodes 451 amino acids. The transcript has 6 exons.
CUCCUAUCUCAAUUUCCCUUUCCUUGGCCAACCCACCUACUUCGCUAAACCCUUUCGAGCAUGUUUAGAUUGUCGCCAAUAUCCCUAGCCCUGGCGCUGUUCGGCGUUGUUGGUCGUACAUUUGAGGUUGCGCUCGAAUGGGAUGUGGUGGAAGGAACGAAAGGAAUUACGGCGGCAAUGAGCCUACUGCGAUUUGCAAAUGACACGUCACCGCCUGGCACAGAGUGGAUUGGGAUUGGAUGGAGCGAUGGCUCGAUGAGUCUGCAGCACCGUAAUGACAGUAAGUCGCUGAUUGUCAUGCAGAUUUCGCCUCCUACGUCGGCACACCAGGUAAUCUUAGGCAAGACAUCCGAUCUGUCCGAGGUUCGGUAUAGGCCAACUAGGGAUGGCCCGAGUCAAGUGUUUCUAGAGUCUCCUGUUGAACUCGAUGCAACACUGCCAUAUUACUUCAAGGUUGCUGCACACCACAACUUGAAAGACAAUCGCACCACAUACGAGGGGCUGUACAGCGUUGGGCAAAACUGGGUCUACAUGGGCUCGAUCAUUUUGCAGCACCCCAACGACGGCAAACACGCGUUAGAUGAUUCGAACGAUUCCAGAUCACAAGGUGCAAUCACUAACGGUGAGGACAAUGCACGCAAGUCGAGUGCAUUUGAAUCAUCCCUAUCCACAGCAACACUAUCAACCAGCACUUCAUCUGCCAAAAGGUCCAAGCAUGGCACUACCUCAACGAUGGGUGCCGAGGAGGCGUCGUUGAGCAACGAAAUCGAAGCGCAGUUCUCCUCAGCAGCGGACCACGAGAGUGAGAGAGACGAAGACAAAGACGAAGGACCGGAUGAGGACCGUGAUGAGGACCGUGAUGAGGAAAGAGAUGAGGAUAGGGAUGAGGAUAGUGAGCGCGAGAAGGACAGGGAUGAUGCCCGCGACAAGGGCAAGGACGAUGAUGAUAGCAGCGGACAAAGAGGACACUCCACACCGUGGACAGAAAGAACUCGCCCGGGCACCUGCGCAAGACGCUGCGCGAGUCGUUUCAUGGAUUUUGUGCGGUCACGGAUCGCUGGCAAGCACCAGGCUGCCGACUUUGGUGAUGAUGACGAUGACGAUGACAGCCGUAUGCUUAGUCUAAUCAAAGGCGCACUGAGCUUCCCCGACUACCCCGCGUUUCCCAAGAUCUACUCAGGCGUCAAGCGUCUUCCGGGUGGUGAUUUGAGCCAUGUCCGAGCGGGGGUGUUCAAGAAAUUCCAGCUGCGAGACCGUCUCGGUUCCAUGUACUUUGUCAACCGCUGCCAUGCGUACUCGUAUGACGGCAAUGAUGAAGACAAACUUUAUGUGCGCCAUUACUUUAUGUCGGCCAGCUACCUCGUCGCUAUAGACGGGACGAAUUCGCUGGCCAAGACCCUGGGAGAAGGAACGUAAACUGAAUUUUGUGCGACACCUGUGUUUCGGAUGCUACUGCUUCUGCCGCCAUGUCUUGGAGCACCAGAUACCCUGGCGACGUAGAAUAUUUCCACUACUAUCUCCCUCCCCACAGUCCAUUUUUCACAGCCUUUUUCAUGCUCUUCAUUUCACAGCCCAUGCAUUCGGUAUUACAGUGCAGGGCUCGCAUAUCAAAUACAUUUAACUAGCUUGCGCAGCGC